AUGGACGGCUGUAGUGGGAAUGAUGAUGCUGUUCCACCUCCUAUCGACGGCUGGAGUGGGAAUGAUGACGCUGUUCCACCUCCUAUCGACGGCUGGAGUGGGAAUGAUGCUGCUGUACCAUCUCAUAUCGACGGCUGGAGUGGGAAUGAUGAUCCUGUUCCACCUCAUAUCGACGGCUGGAGUGGGAAUGAUGCUGCUGUUCAACCUCCUAUGGACGGCUGGAGUGGGAAUGAUGCUGUUGUUCAACCUCCUAUGGACGGCUGUAGUGGGAAUGAUGAUCCUGUACCACCUCAUAUCGACGGCUGGAGUGGGAAUGAUGCUGCUGUUCCACUUCCUAUCGACGGCUGGAGUGGGAAUGAUGCUGCUGUACCACCUCAUAUCGACGGCUGUAGUGCGAAUGAUGACGCUGUUCAACCUCCCAUCGACGGCUGGAGUAGGAAUGAUGCUGCUGUUCAACCUCCUAUCGACGGCUGGAGUGGGAAUGAUGCUGCUGUUCAACCUCCUAUGGACGGCUGUAGUGGGAAUGAUGACGCUGUUCAACCUCCUAUGGACGGCUGUAGUGGGAAUGAUGAUCCUGUACCACCUCAUAUCGACGGCUGGAGUUUGAACGCAUCGCGAUGUGUGUGCGGCAGUCGACUGGACACCGAUGCGGAAAGAUCCCUACAAGAGAUAGAGCUUCAACCAAGUUCAAAGAUGGCGGUCGGCAGUGCAGACCAACCGAGGAGAAGCGACCAGAACGAUCGGAAGCUGUUGGGAUAA
Molecule: messenger RNA, 759 nt
Organism: Gigantopelta aegis
Lineage: Eukaryota; Metazoa; Mollusca; Gastropoda; Neomphalida; Peltospiridae
Product: inverted formin-2-like
Exons: 2
Coding region: 1-759 (252 amino acids)
Source: RefSeq, a predicted model, not a curated record